Marchantia polymorpha subsp. ruderalis is the source of this 2641-nucleotide messenger RNA. The record is from the annotation of a GenBank genome assembly. Lineage: Eukaryota; Viridiplantae; Streptophyta; Marchantiopsida; Marchantiales; Marchantiaceae.
GCCGCGAGUAAAAAAGAAGGCUCUGGCACGAGGACGAAGAAGCAGAAGUAGAGAGAGAAAGAGAAGAGAGAGCUCGGUUGGGAUCAAGAGAGGCCUCGAAGCCAUCCAUUCAUUCAUUCACCCACCCAUCCAUCAUCAUUAUCGUGUCCAGGUCGGAACCGAUAAAUUUUCAUCAUCGUCGUCGUGUUUAUGUCUUGGGAAAGUGUCCGUUUCUUUGCUCUCUCGUGGCUGUGUCGUCGUCGCGCUAUCGGUGUGUGCACGAGCCGCAUUGGCUGGCUGCCGGAACUCUGUCCCCUCCUGGCCCUGGCAAUAUUUCGUCGACCAGACUGUGUCGUCUGUGCAGCUUGAAACUCCGGGCCUCCGAGCGCGCCCGGUCGUUGCGACGAAGGAAUUGAACGUAGUGGGCGCUAGAAUUCCGGUUAAGGAACUGGGGCGGGGAGGGACAGGAAGAAACUGAAGAACAAGAAGACGGUAAGGACAGGCCAGGGCAAGGAAAGUGCGAGCUGUGAGGUAAGGCAAAGGAAACGUAGGUCUGGAGUCGCAGGACAGGAGCCAUUGUGACAGGUGCAAGAAGAAGAAGAAGAAGGAACGAACGAACGACGGGAGCGCGAAGCGUUCAGGGCCGAGGAACGGGAAAGAAGGUGUUGACCAGUAGAAAACCCUAAUUGGCGAGUUUUACAAAGGGAGGGAAAGAGUUGGACAGGGCGAAGGGUUGUAGCUUGAUGAAACGGACUCUGGGAGAGGCCUGGAGCAGCAGGUAGGAUUGAGGGGGAAAAUUGGCUGCGGAAUCCAGGGGAGACGCGGGCCGAGUUGGAGGACGAGGUCGACAUUCUUGAGGGUUUUUGCGGAUUAAUUUUCGAGGGGUUUUUCGCGUAGAGGUUCAAGCGUUAGAGGAGGAGAGGGAAAAGAGAAUUAGAGUUGCAUGUUGAUCAGGGAGGCUGGAUUUCUUCUGGGACUCGCGGAUGGAUCCAAGACUGGAUCACUCGAGGAUGGACCCUCGAAUGGAUCCGAGGUUGGAUCCGAGGAUGGAGCCGAGGAUGGAUCCGAGGAUGGACGCGAGAAGCAUGGACCCUCGCCUCGAACAAAGAAUGGAUGGCAGGAUGAUGCAGCCUUCGGCUGACAAUCGCUCUUUUGAGUUCGGAUUCACCACAGCUGGUGGGCGGAGAGAGGUUCGGACUCUCGAGGAUUUAUUUCAUGGUUAUGGGGUCCGAAUAGCCACGUUAGCCAAGAUGACGGAGAUGGGGUUCACUGUGAGCACACUGGUGAAUAUGACAGAAGCGGAGCUCGAUGAUGUUAUACAAACCAUCUCUGAUAUUUUGCAAAUGGAGCUUUUGGUUGGAGAGCGGUACGGAAUCAAGUCAGCAGUUAGAGCUGAGAAAAAGCAUCUGGAGGAAGAGUUAGAGCGCCAACGAUUAGAGCUGCUGACGAAAAGUGAACGGAAGCGCAAGCUCGACGAGGUGACAAGUGCCCUUGUGACCAAAGAAGGUACCGUAAGCGAGCAAAGGCGGGAAAGUGCGAUGAUGAUGCCGGAAUCUAUUGCCCCUGUCAACGCCCUGAACUUGAACAGUAAGGAGCCACCUCUUCUCAUGGGAGCAGGGCAUAGUUCCCUUACUCCAGGUCUUCUCGCACUUGCAGAAAACAGCAGUGAUAGUGAAGACAAGCGGUUAGGGAAGAAGAAGCAGAAACGGCGGAGACCAAAAGAGCAUGGAGAGGAUGGAGAGGAUAGGCCUCGGGAGCAUCCAUUUAUUGUCACAGAACCUGGGGAAGCUGCAAGGGGGAAGAAGAAUGGAUUGGAUUACCUCUUUGAUCUCUAUGAACAGUGUGGGAAGUUUCUGGAGCAAGUGCAACAACUUGCAAGGGAAAAAGGAGAAAAAUGCCCAACAAAGGUGACGAAUCAGGUCUUUCGGCAUGCGAAACACACAGGAGCAGGUUAUAUCAACAAACCCAAAAUGCGGCACUAUGUGCACUGUUAUGCUCUACAUUGCUUGGAUAUUGAUCAGUCCAAUGCGCUCCGGAAACUGUACAAAGAAAGAGGGGAGAACGUCGGGGCUUGGCGUGGUGCUUGUUACUACCCUUUGGUAGCCAUGGCUCGAGACAAUAAUUGGGAUAUUGAGGGUCUAUUUAACAGAAAUGAGAAGUUACGAAUAUGGUAUGUCCCGACUAAACUCAGGCAGCUUUGCCAUGUAGAGAAGGUUAAAUAUGGCGAGUAGAAGAGUGUAACGAAUUUUAGCCGGUUAGCUGCAACAGUUACGUAGAUAGUGGACAAUGCCUUCAGUCACGCAUGGCAUAGUUUGUUCGGUCCACAAAGGGUAGGAUUCAGGAUUAAUUUUGUGCCAUAGUUUUUACCCUUUGAAUGUAACUUACAACAAUGUGUGACGAUCAUCUUGGCUUGGAAAGAUCCAUACCAAUGUUUUGUGAAAUUCAGUAGAUUCAGAAAAGUACUCUCUUUGGCGCAGUCUCCUACCAGGAAGGAAAACUUACGUUAGUCUCAACCUUCAGAGAUACUUUCAGUCAAGUGUGACUCUCGCAUUAAAUGCGAGAGCAGCAAAUUGGCAGUUUUCAGAGAGUUAUGGCUAGAAGAGAUACAAACUCAUCUUUCAUGUAAAGUUUCAAAAGAGGUCCAAGAAUGAACUUUUUGGUC